GCGGGGCGGCAGGGAGGAGGUGGCGGCGGCGGCGGCGGAGGAGGAGGAGGUGGCGGCGGCAGUGCGCUGUUCCGGGGGCUGCUAGCUGAGGUCCUGCGGCCCGGGGGUGCCGCGCUGCCGCCCUUCCUGCACCGCCUCUUUAACAUGGCCAACUGGGCGAACAGCGAGUUCGCAGCCACGGUCUCCGACCUGUCCGACCCGCGCUCCCGUCGCCCGCUGUCGGAGCAGCAGCAGCAGUACCGCAAGGCCGCCCUCAUGUUCGAGCUGGGCGCGGGGCUGCUGCGGCUGCUGGAGGCGGUGGCGGGGCGGGUGCCGGCGGCCUUCCUGCAGCCCGACUCGCCGCAGGCAGCACUCAACCUCAACAGGCUGCUGGAGGUGGUGUCCUUCGUCCUCUCGCACUUCACGGAGGGCAGCGACGCCCGCCGCCUCACCCAGCUCCUCACACCGCCGCUGCAAGACGGAACAACACCUGCCGCUGCCGCUGCUGCCCCCACCGCAGCUGCACCGCCGCCGCCCCCCGCACCUCCCGCCGCUGAACCCCCGCACCCUGCCGCAGCGGGGCCCCCUGCCCCCCCUGCUCGGCCCCCCGCUCCCCCGGCCGGCCCCAUGAGCAGCACGGUUCGCAUCGAGCGCAGUCUGCUGGCCGACAAGGUGCACCGGGCGCAUGUGCUGGCACCCGUGGUGGGGGCGCUGCUGGGGCUGUGGCGAGCGGCGGACAGCGGAGCAGCAGCAGCGUCGACAACAACGACAACAACAACAACAGCGGGAGGAGGAGGAGGCCUGAUGGGGCAGCAGCAGCAGCAACAGGAGAGCGGGGAGGGUGGCCAGGAGUCCCCCUCCCCCCCGGGCCGCCAGGUGCUGCUGGGUGCACUGUUGCGGCACUGGGACGCGCACACGGAGAAGCAGAUGGCCUACCUGCGGGGCCUGGACUGGCGGGGGGCGCUGCAGGGGGCGGAGCUGGGGGCGCUGGAAGCAGGUGUACGGGAUUUCUCGGAGCUGCUGGCGGCUGCUGCCGCAGUGCGGCGGCAGCAAACAGCAGCAUCCGGCGGGGGUGGCGGUGCUGCAGGCGGAGGAGCCGCGGAGGGCGGCGCAGCUGGUGCUGGUGGUGGCGGUGUCGGCGGCUCCGCCGCAGGGUGCGAGGACGUCCCCGAGGAGCUGCUGGACCCCAUCACCUCCGCCCUCAUGACCGACCCCGUGGUACUGCCCGACUCGCAGGUCACUGUGGACCGCGCCACCAUCGAGCGGCACUUCCUGAACAGCCAGACGGACCCCUUCUCGCGGACGCCGCUCACGAGGGAGGCGCUGCGGCCUAACGAGGAACUCAAGCGCAAAAUCCAGGACUGGCUGAAGAGUAGGCGUGGGGCGUGAUGGCUGUUUGGGAAAAGAAGUUUUGGUGGCAGCGUAUUGUAUUCAUGUUGAAGAAUUGUGAGGAUUCUAAGUUUUGUGCACGGCGUAUUACAGCUUUCAGGAUGAUUAAAUGAAUGAAGGCGUUACGUCGUGUAUGGCAUGUCGGCAGCCUGCAAGCGCUACAUGCGUUUGAGCCAUUUAAUGCGGUGUGACGCAGCAGUCAGCUGUGUUUUUAUGCGACAUGCGUUAUAUUAAAAGUGGUAUGCGGAAUUGAGCGGAUUGACGGUGUUUAUGGGGCUUGUCGUAUCGGGCAACUGGAUCUAGGCAUGGUAAAUGCACUAGCGCUGUAGUGCUUGCAAAGGUGUGUCCCUGACCUCUGGGAUGCUACUAGCCUCUGUGUAAUCCCAUAGGAUACCUACACCUUGCUUGGGUCAUAGAGUUGUAGUAAUCUUGCUGAGCAUCGGCAGCACAGCUCCGACAGGAUGCAGGUGCUGAAGAGCAAGCAGCUUCUGGGAGAGGCUGGGGCUGCACGGGUUGCGCCGCGCCGGCAUGUUUCCGUCCGGCCCAUAACGCAUAUGCAAGCUGCGCCGAGGCUCCCUCCUGACACUCCGAAGGAGAGGGGCGCAGAGGGUGGCCGCGAGUGGCUUGGCACUAUUCUUUCUCGCUUCGGUCCUGUCAAGGACAAGUCACAGAACACGGCUGUGCUGGAGUUUGAGAAGCCCUUGCUUGAGCUGGAUAAGCGCAUCAAGGAGGUUCGUAAAGUCGCUGAGGAGAAUGGCGUUGAUGUCACCGCCUCUAUUGCUGAGCUGGAGACCCGCGCACGCCAGCUGCGGAAAGAGACUUACAGCCGCCUGACGCCAGUUCAGCGCCUGCAAGUUGCUCGUCAUCCCAACCGGCCAACCUGCUUGGAUAUUAUUCUGAACAUUACCGAUAAGUUUGUGGAGCUACACGGCGACCGCGCGGGCCUCGAUGACCCGGCCAUCGUGUGCGGUAUCGGCAGCAUUAACGGCACUCCCUUCAUGAUGAUUGGACACCAGAAGGGUCGCAACACGAAGGAGAACAUCCGCCGCAACUUCGGCAUGCCGCAGCCCAACGGCUACCGCAAGGCGCUGCGCUUCAUGCGCCACGCGGACAAGUUCGGGCUGCCCAUCAUCACCUUCGUGGACACCCCGGGGGCCUACGCGGGCAAGACGGCGGAGGAGCUGGGACAGGGUGAGGCCAUUGCGGUCAACCUGCGUGAGAUGUUCGGGCUCCGUGUGCCCAUCAUCUCGGUGGUGAUUGGCGAGGGCGGCUCGGGCGGCGCGCUGGCCAUCGGGUGCGCCAACCGCAACCUGAUCAUGGAGAACUCGGUCUACUACGUGGCCAGUCCGGAGGCGUGCGCGGCCAUUCUGUGGAAGAGCAGGGCGGCAGCGGGAGAGGCCACUGAGGCCCUCCGCAUCACGGCCCCCGAGCUGGUGAAGUUCGAGGUGAUGGACCACAUCAUCCCGGAGCCGCUGGGCGGGGCGCACGCGGACCCGCUGAGCGCCUUCCCCAUGGUCAAGGAGGCCAUCAUGGAGACGUAUGCGGAGUACGCCGUCAUGACCGAGGAGGAGAUCAAGCUGGACCGCUACGCCAAGUUCCGCAAGCUGGGUCAGUUCCAGGAGUUCGUGGUCAAGGGAGGCGACUGGCGCACCGGGCUGGCGGAGCGGCAAGCGGCUGCCGGCACCACUACCAAGACCGGCGCCUGGGCCUUCAGCGAGGCGGAGGCGCGCUACAUCGAGCAGCAGGCGGACGCGGACGAGCGGUGGGAGAAGCUGAUGGCGGAGGGCGCGGAGUGGCUCAACCGGCCCGUGCAGCCGCCGGGGCUGGGGCGCUCGGGCAUCAUGGAUGUGGCUGUGGCAAUGGUGGAGACGCGGCGGCGGAAGCAGCUGCAGAGCGGCAGCUACAUGCCCUCCUCGCUGCUCAACACAGCGGCGUAAGGGGCAGGCAGAGCGGGGUGCAGCGGGCUAGGACAGAGGGACGGUGCAGCGGGCUUGUGGUGGGACGGGAGGAGGUCCGCCGCCGCCGCUGAGGCUAGCGGCGCGGCUGGUACUUGUUCUGUGAUGGAGGGAAGGCGUGGGUCUCCCACCCGCUCUCUCUUCCCCUUCCUCGCGAGCAAAACGAACGAAUGAGAACACAGACACCCAUCUAUGGCUGCCAUGCUGGGUUGGAGUGGCAGCUGGGCGGUGCAGGGGAGCAGGGAUGCUUAGACCCCGGGAGGGGCCAUCAUGAUGGAGGGGGUUCUUUCCAGCGGGGUGGGUAGGAAUGGAGAACCGAAAUGCAGCUUAUAUCUGCGGCCACAGCAGCAACAGCAGCGGUACCUGUUUUGGAAAGGCGUGCAGCCGCCUUGGGGCGCUGCGAGGUUGGGCGUGGCAGAUUUUGUGAAUUGGACUUUGGGAAGGUUUUCGUGUUUGGGAAGGUUUUCGUGUGUCGGAUAGGGC
This is a messenger RNA of Astrephomene gubernaculifera, 3806 nucleotides long. The record is from the annotation of a GenBank genome assembly. Lineage: Eukaryota; Viridiplantae; Chlorophyta; Chlorophyceae; Chlamydomonadales; Astrephomenaceae.